AUGGCGUGGCUCUCGCUCAUCCUGUGGUUGGCGGCUCUGCAGUUCUGUUGGGUUCAUCCCUCGGCUCCGGCUGGACCGAACUGCCACGACGGCUCAGCCCCGGGAAGCGGGAACUCCCGCGUGGGUCCUGCCCCCUUCUUAAUUUUCUCCCACGGAAAUAGCAUCUUCAGAAUUGACCCGGAAGGAACCAAUUAUAAGAAACUGGUGGCCGACGCUGGCGUCUCACCCAUCCUGGACUUUCACUACAAGGAGCAAAGACUCUACUGGGUCCAUUUAGAACGUCGGCUGCUGCAAAGGGUUUUCCUGAAUGGAACUGGGCAGGAGACACUAUGUGUUAUACAGAAAAAUGUCUCGGGAAUGGCAAUAAAUUGGAUAAAUGAAGAAAUCAUUUGGUCAAAUCAGCAGGAAGGAAUCAUCACCGUGACAGAUAUGAAGGGAAACAACUCUCGGAUCCUCUUAAGCUCCUUAGAAUACCCUGCAAACAUAGCCGUUGAUCCAAUAGAAAGGUUCCUGUUUUGGUCCGCGGAGGAGGCAGGAGGCAGCCUGCACCGGGCAGAUCUCCAGGGCACAGGCGUGAAGACGCUGCUCCGGGGGGCAGAGAAAAUAGCAGCCGUGUCUCUGGACGUGGCCGAGAAGCGGCUCUUCUGGAGCCAGGAGCCGAGGGGAGGCGGCGGCCCUCACGUUUGCUCCUGCGGCUACGACGGGCGUUCCACGCAGUGCAGCGGACCUCUCCGGCCGAACCCUUUGUUCUCUAUGUCCCUUUUUGGUGAUCGCAUCUUCUAUUCUACGAGGGAGAAGACCAUUUGCGUCGCCAGCAAGCACACGGGGAGGGGGCUGGUCCAUCUCAGCCUCCCGCCACCACUUCUGCCCCCUGGGGGAAUUAGAGUGGUACAUCCGGGGCUCCAGCCCCCUGCAGAGGGUGCCACGUGCGGGUCCGCUCAGAGGAGCCGCGAGCCGUGGGCGGGCAGAGACGGAGACUGCGCCCGGGGCCAGGAGCCCGCAGCCCUGCUGUGCCCCUGCGCCCGGGGCUUCGCGCUCAGCCAGGAUGGAAAGUCCUGUGAAGACGUUGACGAGUGUGCCCUCCAGAGCCACGGCUGCACGCUGGGCUGCGAGAACACCCCCGGCUCCUACCACUGCACGUGUCCUGCGGGGUUCGUGCUGCUGCCGGACGGGAAACAGUGCCAGCGCUUUGUGCCCUGCCCCCGAGGCGCGCGGGGCUGCAGCCACGGCUGUGUCCUCACGCCCCGGGGCCCCACGUGCUUCUGUCCUGAGGGCUCCGUGCUUGGGGCGGACGGAAGAACCUGUUCCGGCUGCUCGUCCCCUGACCACGGCGGGUGCAGUCACCUCUGCCUCCAGCACGGCCCCGGCGCCUGGCGAUGUGGCUGCUUCCCCGGCUACGACCUCCACCAGGACGGAAAGCACUGCGUGGCCUCAGGCCCCGCGCCCUUUCUGCUGUUCACCAACGCUCACGACAUCCGCCGCGUGCGUUUUGAUGGAGCGGACUACAGCCGCGUGCUCGGGCAGCAGAUGGGCGCCGUCCAGGCCCUGGACUACGACCCCGUGGAGAACAAGAUGUACUUUGCCCACGCCACCCCCGGUGGGAUCGAAAGGGCCGACCUGGACGGGUCCCGGCGAGAGAGGCUCAUCGAGGAAGACGCGGGGGCGCCCGAGGGCCUCGCGGUGGACUGGCUGGGCCGUAAGCUCUACUGGACGGACAGAGGGAAAGCCCGCAUCGAACGGAGUGACUUAAACGGGAGCCAGCGCGAGACCGUCCUGAAGGCGGGUGUCACCCAGCCCCUGGGGAUCGCCGUGCACCCGGCGGCCAAGCGGUUAUUCUGGACCGACACGGGGACGCAGCCCCGAAUUGAGAGUUCUUCCCUCCAAGGCACUGACCGGCGGGUGGUCGCCAGCUCCGGUCUGGCCUGGCCCAGCGGCGUAGCCAUUGACUACCUAGCGGACACGCUCUACUGGUGUGACAUGGAGCGGGCGGUGAUCGAGAUGGCCAAUCUGGAUGGUUCCAAACGCCGGACGCUGGCCCAGAACGAUGUAGGGCGCCCGUUUGCCGUAGCCGUGUUCGAGGACCUUCUGUGGGUGUCGGACUGGGCGCGGCCCUCGCUCAGCAGGAUGGACAAGAGGACCGGUGGCCAGCGGGUGUGGCUGCGGGCCGGCAUGCAGAGACCCUCGGCCCUGGUCGUGGUGCACCCGCUGGCAAAGCCAGGAGCCGACCCCUGUGUCCAGCCCAACGGCCGCUGUGAGCAGCUUUGCAGAGAGGGGUCUGGAGCUGCCCAGUGCUCGUGCCCGGAAGGCUCCGAGAGAACCCCAGACGGCAAGAGGGGUCAGCCUGCGAAGGGGCACCCGGCAGGUGGUGACGCGGAUUCAGGUCCCAAAGUGAUGCCCUCAGAGGCCCCACCCAGCGGGAGCCCUGACGCCAACGUGACGGGGUCCCAGCCUGUGCCCGUGGUGGAGAUCACCGUGUCAGGGCAGGAGGACUGCGGCCCCCGGGGAUGCGGGCCCAACGCGCAGUGCGAGAACGCCACGUGCCGCUGUCUGCAGGGCUUUGCUGGGGACGGCGAACUCUGUCUGGAUCUCGACGAGUGCCAGCUGGGCACACACGCCUGCGGGGAGAACGCCACCUGUGCCAACACGGAAGGGGGCUACCGCUGCCUGUGCGCACCUGGCCAGAGCUGUCCCGGCUCGACCCCGCCGCCCCGUGACAGGGAGGGCGGCCAGCUCGUGGUGCGGACGUUCCACCAGGACUGCCCCGAGCUGUACAAGGACUACUGCCUGCACGGGGGCCAGUGCAUGUACUUCGAGGGGCUCGGAAAGGCCGCGUGCAGGUGCCUCGUGGGCUUCUCCGGGCCCAGGUGCGAGUUCGUGAACCUGGUGGACCUGCGCAGCGCCCGGCCCUGGAAGCCCGGGAGCGGCACGGUGGCCGCCGCCUGCCUGGGGGCGCUGCUCCUGCUGCUGCUGGCCACGCUGGGGCUGCUGCACUGCCACAGGGCUUGGAGACGGCGCCUGAACAUGCCCAAGGACCCCGCUGCAGCGUCCCGGGGCGGAGAAGCCCCCGCGGAGGCGGCCCCCGGCCCCCAGCCCUGGUUUGUGGUUCUGAAGGAACACCGGGACCAGAGCCGCGGGGGCCACCCAGAAGCCCUCGAGGACGGGGCAGACGCUGGUGGCCACAGGGCAGGCGCUGGCCAGCUCUCAGGGCCCGUGCUGCCGACUGCGUGCAGGACACCGCCACCGCCGCCGAGGGCAGAGAGCACAGAGCCCGUUCUCCGCCUCGCGCCCUCUCCGCAGCCGGGCCCCGACCCCGCUCCCCAGGCGCCCACAGGGGCCUCCUAGCCGCCCGGCGCUGGGCCCCUCCCCUCCCGGGCACGCGCCCUCUCUGGCAGCGAACACAGAGCGGACUCGGGGGGCAGCCAUGAAGCGAGGCUGGCGGGGCGCAGGGCUGAGUCCUGGUGCAGGGGGGAGGCGCUUGCCCGGCCCGGGCUCGCCCCGGCUGGACCCCGGCCCCCUGUGUGCUCCCCCGGGCCCCUCCAGGAAUGAUUCCGCAGCACGGAGCCGGGCAUAAGCCCCGGGCACAGCCGGCCCCAUAACCCACACGAGUGAAAGCCAAGGGCUGGGGAGGGCGUCCGGGGAAGGCACGCGCCCCAGCAUGCCCGCAGCAGACAGGCCCCCGAGCGCCCCCCAAGCCAGCCCUGGGCACAAAAAGCAAAAACAGCCAGGAGGAGAAUGAGCAGCAGAGAGGAGAGGACCGACCCGGAUGCUGCCUCCACGGUCCUGGCCUCAGAGGGGGCCCUGCCCCCUGCCCGAGGGGCACCCGCAUGCCACUGCGCCCGCUGCUCCCUCCACAGUGCUCCCCCACCAGACCAACCCUGCAGACCUGCUCGGUGCCAUUAGGAGAUAAAGUCGGGAGCUGCCCUUUUGUGAUCUGUGUUUCUGUGUUUCUCCUCGAAUCCGUAGAGAUCGGGGGCCCCCUCUCAGCCCCCUCCCCGCCCCCCGGCAGCCCCAGAAGAAAUCUGGGCUCACUGCAGGCAGUCACACUGAUGGGGACAAUUUUCUGUCCUUUUGUCUGGACAGAACAUUGAGUUCAAGCUCAGGGAAUGGCCAGAACACUGGAAUCGCAGCGAUGAGUCAUUCACGCGGCCUUGCGGGAGGGACCAGGGCGAAGGCGUGCGAGUGCCUCACGCAGAGCCCGGCUCCGCCCGAACCCCACACUCUGCUCCCUCUCGUUGGAAGGUCCCUGAGUGCAGGCGGAGAGAAAGGGGACAGCGAGGAAGGCUCG
Sorex araneus (European shrew) is the source of this 4285-nucleotide messenger RNA. It is a transcript of the gene EGF, whose product is annotated as epidermal growth factor. NCBI's taxonomy places the organism in Eukaryota, Metazoa, Chordata, Mammalia, Eulipotyphla, Soricidae. The record is from RefSeq and is a predicted model, not a curated record. The transcript is spliced from 23 exons. Gene Ontology annotation, molecular function: calcium ion binding. Bases 1 to 3342 code for a protein of 1113 amino acids.